This is a messenger RNA of Ziziphus jujuba (common jujube), 2580 nucleotides long. Its product is annotated as receptor like protein 27-like. Lineage: Eukaryota; Viridiplantae; Streptophyta; Magnoliopsida; Rosales; Rhamnaceae. The transcript has a single exon. Bases 1 to 2580 code for a protein of 859 amino acids. The record is from RefSeq and is a predicted model, not a curated record. Gene Ontology annotation, molecular function: protein binding.
AUGGAACUAACUGAGUCGUUGUUCUUCAUCUUCACGCAGUCUUUUUUAAAACUCCCAUUGCUUCAUCUUGCACUAAUAUUGAUUACUUUCUUUUUCUCUUGCGCUCAGCCACUUUGCCAUAAUGACGAGAGCAUUGCCUUAUUGCAGUUCAAAGACAGCUUUGUUAUUGACAAAUUUGCUUCUUAUGAAUCUGCUGCUCAUCCAAAGACAGCAUCCUGGGCACAAGAAAAGAACCAUGAUUCUUGCUUCUGGGACGGUGUCAAGUACGAUGAGGAAACCGGGCAUGUCAUUGCACUUCAUCUCAACAGUAGUUGUCUUCAUGGUUCUAUCAACUCCACCAGCUCUCUUUUCCAACUUUCUCAACUCCAAGUCCUUGACCUUUAUGAUAAUGAUUUUAAUCAAUCUCAAAUCCCAUCUGCUCUGGCAGAUCUUUCAAAAUUAACAUAUCUCGACCUUGAGUGGAGUGGGUUCUCUGGUUCGAUUCCUUCAUCAAUUGGUAAGCUAACUAUGCUUACUUAUUUGUCCCUUUCACAAAAUAAGUUGAACGGUCAAAUACCAUAUGCAUUUGGAAAUCUUUCAAGAUUACUAUAUCUGGGCCUUGCAGGUUGUAGUUUUUCUGAUUUUUUUCCUCCAAUAGUUUGUAAGCCAACUAGUGCCACUCAUUUAUACAUUUCAAAAAAUUAUUAUUUGAAUGGUCAAAUCCCAUCUUCUCUUCAAAAACUCACCCAACUCAACUCUUUAGAUAUUAGUUUAAAUAAUUUAAGUGGUCAAAUUCCACCAUGGCUUGGAAACCUGACCCAAUUAACUUCCUUGAGUCUUGAAAAAAAUAACUUGCAAGGUAUCCUGCCAAAAUCAUUUUCUAGACUCAAGAAUCUUGAAUAUCUUAAUCUUGUGUCAAAUCAUUUAAGUGGAACUGUGGAUUUUGACAUGUUUCUUGGAAUGAAGAAUCUCAAUCGACUCCAAUUAUCAGCUAACAAAUUGUCAGUGCUGACUACUGAUACCAACAGUAGUACAAAUGGUACUAGUACUAUGCCUCAGUUCUAUAUUUUAGGAUUGGGUUCGUGCAAUUUACGUAACUUCCCUGGUUUCUUAAGGUACCAAAACAAUCUAAUGUUUUUGACACUUGAUGGAAACCAAAUACAUGGUAAAGUUCCCAAGUGGGUAUUGAACAUAAGCUUAAAAACCAUGGCAGUUUUGCAACUUUCUGGAAAUUUUUUGACAGGCUUUGACCAACCUCCAUUGGCUGUUCUUCCAUGGGUUCGUCUUCAGAUAUUUGAUAUUUUCGAUAACAUGCUGGAAGGACCACUCCCGAUUCCACCACCAUCCACUGUGAACUAUAGGGUUAGACGCAACAAACUGAGUGGACAAGUUUCACCAGCAUUCUGCAAUUUACGUUCCAUUAAAUAUAUUGAUUUUGGGGAUAACAAAUUGAGUGGCAUGCUUCCAGAUUGCUUGGUAAAUCUCAGCGAUUCACUUUUAGUUCUAAAUCUGGUAAAUAACUCUUUUGGUGGUAGCAUUCCUGAAAUCUGCACAGAUGGAAGCCAGCUGAGGAUGAUUGAUCUAAGCUAUAACAAGUUCGAAGGGCACUUACCACGAUCAUUGCGUAGCUGUUUGAUGCUACAAACUUUGAAUCUUGGGAACAAUCAAUUAGGAGAUGAGUUCCCUUCCUGGUUAGGGACACUUCCUGAUCUAAGAAUACUCAUGCUAAGAUAUAAUCAGCUCCAAGGAAACAUAGAGAAACCUAUUUCCAAUUCUGUGUUCUUCCCUAAAAUUCGAGUUAUCGAUUUAUCCUAUAAUGAUUUUACAGGUAAGUUGCCAUCUGAAUACUUCCAAAAAUGGAACUCCAUGAAAGCUUUUGAUGCUACAAAUUCAUCUUAUAUGAAAGCAAACUCAAAUAUCACUGCUAGGACCUCUGCUGACUCCGAUGCUUCAUGGACCCAAUAUUAUCCAAUCUCAAUCAAAAUAACAAUCAAAGGUGUGGAUAGGGUUUUUCAAAAGAUCCAAGAUGUUUUUGUAGUGAUUGAUUUCUCAAGCAACAUGCUUGAAGGAGAGAUUCCAGAUUCCAUUGGGGGCUUACAAGGGAUUCGAGUUCUUAACCUCUCCAACAACAUUCUUAGUGGCAGCAGACCUUCAACCUUGGGGAACAUAACGGUGUUUGAGUCGUUUGAUCUUUCUCAAAAUGGGCUCCAUGGAGAGAUCCCUCUUCAACUGAAGCAGCUCACUUUUCUUUCCAUCUUCAAUGUAUCUCGUAACAAUCUUACAGGACCUAUACCACAAGGAAACCAGUUUGCUACAUUUGAAACAAGUUCAUAUGAUGGGAACUUGGGGUUAUGUGGUUAUCCGUUGGCAACAAAGUGUUGGAAUUCUGAGUCCCCAAAAUUACCACCACCAGCUUCUGAAGGGAAGGGAGAUUCAGAGUUUCCAUUUCAAUUUGAUUGGAUAACAAUUUUGCCAGGAUAUGUGGGUGGGCUAGUAGUUGGAAUUGUUGGUGGGAAUUUCGUUUUUGUGAAGAAGCAGUUGUGGUUUUUGAAGAGGCAAAUGAAAAGGAGACCUAGAAGGAGAAGGGGAUUUAGAACUUGA